Colletotrichum higginsianum IMI 349063 is the source of this 342-nucleotide messenger RNA. RefSeq lists its product as uncharacterized. Lineage: Eukaryota; Fungi; Ascomycota; Sordariomycetes; Glomerellales; Glomerellaceae. The record is from RefSeq and is a predicted model, not a curated record. The transcript has a single exon. Bases 1 to 342 code for a protein of 113 amino acids.
AUGGGCCUUUUAAUCUCAAAGUGUCCCGUGACCCUCUUUAGCUUGACUACUCUGGCCGGCCGCUGGAGUUGGGCAUCAACGGUCUUGAUACCCCAAACUUCCAUGGGCCUGGCUAGCAACACCCCCCAAAAAAGAUCGCCAGGAACUGUUCGCCACGAACGGCGACUUCGGCUCAGUUUCCGCAGGUCAGAGGCUCACCUGGGCCGCGUAUCGGCAAUCCCCAUCCUCUUCAGACUUCAAUAUGGGGCGGCGACCCAAAAGAACGGUAGCGUGGGUCGAUCUCACGAGCCAGGGAGAGAGACGGCAGAGGAUGCCCUUCGAGAAGCUCUCGAGAGCCCCUGA